Molecule: messenger RNA, 5034 nt
Organism: Neoarius graeffei (lesser salmon catfish)
Lineage: Eukaryota; Metazoa; Chordata; Actinopteri; Siluriformes; Ariidae
Gene: kif1aa
Product: kinesin family member 1Aa
Exons: 46
Coding region: 1-5034 (1677 amino acids)
Biological process (GO): microtubule-based movement
Molecular function (GO): ATP binding; microtubule binding; microtubule motor activity
Source: RefSeq, a predicted model, not a curated record
AUGGCGGGGGCCUCGGUGAAGGUGGCGGUGCGAGUUCGCCCCUUCAACUCGCGGGAGAUGAGCAAAGAGAGCAAGUGCAUCAUCCAGAUGUCAGGAAACACAACCACUAUCAUCAACCCCAAAGUACCCAAAGAAACCAAGAGCUUCAGUUUUGAUUACUCUUACUGGUCACAUACCUCGCCAGAGGACAUCAACUAUGCGUCUCAGCAGCAGGUCUACAGGGACAUUGGCGAGGAGAUGCUGCUCCAUGCCUUUGAGGGCUACAACGUCUGCAUUUUUGCAUACGGCCAGACUGGUGCUGGCAAAUCAUAUACCAUGAUGGGCAAACAAGAAAAGGACCAGCAAGGAAUAAUCCCACUGCUGUGUGAAGAUCUUUUCACCAAGAUCAAUGACAGUAAUACUGACAACAGCAUGUCUUAUUCUGUAGAGGUAAGCUAUAUGGAGAUUUACUGUGAGCGUGUACGGGACCUGCUUAACCCCAAAAACAAAGGGAACCUGCGAGUGAGAGAGCACCCAUUGUUGGGUCCAUACGUGGAAGAUCUGUCAAAGCUUGCUGUGACGUCAUACAAUGACAUUCAAGACCUGAUGGACUCGGGAAAUAAGGCCAGGACGGUGGCUGCCACCAACAUGAACGAAACAAGCAGUCGCUCUCAUGCUGUCUUCAACAUCAUCUUCACACAGAGGAGGCACGACGCAGAGACAGACAACACAUCUGAGAAGGUCAGCAAAAUCAGUCUGGUGGAUUUAGCUGGCAGUGAAAGAGCUGACUCCACUGGAGCCAAAGGCACUCGGCUCAAGGAGGGAGCAAACAUAAACAAAUCCCUCACCACACUAGGGAAAGUCAUUUCAGCUUUGGCUGAGGUGGAUUCUGGAUCAAACAAGAACAAGAAGAAAAAGAAGGUGGAAAGUUUUAUCCCAUACAGAGAUUCUGUACUGACAUGGUUACUCCGAGAAAAUUUAGGUGGAAAUUCUCGAACUGCCAUGGUAGCUGCUCUCAGUCCUGCAGAUAUCAACUAUGACGAGACUCUCAGCACACUCAGGUAUGCAGACAGAGCCAAGCAGAUCCGCUGUAACGCUGUCAUUAAUGAGGACCCCAACAACCGGCUGGUGCGUGAGCUGAAGGAUGAGGUGUCACGCCUGAAAGAGCUCCUCUAUGCCCAGGGCUUGGGUGACAUCAUUGAAAUGACCAAUGCCAUGACAGGGAUGAGUCCUUCCCCCUCCCUCUCCGCCCUGUCCAGUCGUGCUGGAUCCAUUAGCAGCCUGCAUGACCGCAUCAUGUUCAGCCCUGGGAGUGAAGAGGCCAUUGAGAGGCUCAAGGAAACAGAGAAAAUCAUUGCUGAGCUCAAUGAAACAUGGGAAGAGAAGCUUCGCCGUACCGAGGCCAUCAGGAUGGAAAGAGAGGCCUUGCUUGCUGAGAUGGGUGUAGCCAUGAGGGAAGAUGGAGGCACUGUUGGCGUCUUUUCACCUAAAAAGACUCCUCAUUUGGUGAACUUGAAUGAAGAUCCUCUGAUGUCUGAGUGUCUCCUUUACUACAUUAAAGAUGGAAUCACCAGGGUGGGAAGAGAGGAUGCAAUGACAAGGCAGGACAUUGUCCUUAGUGGACAUUUCAUCAAGGAUGAGCACUGUAUUUUUACGAGCAGUGCAGGACCUAUGGGAGAAGUCAUUCUGGAGCCGUGCGAAGGGGCUGAGACUUACGUCAAUGGGAAGAAAGUAAUAGAGCCCACUGUCCUCAGAUCAGGGAACCGUAUUAUCAUGGGAAAGAGCCACGUGUUCCGCUUCAACCACCCGGAGCAGGCAAGACAGGAGCGGGAAAGGACUCCGUGUGCUGAGACUCCAGCUGAACCUGUGGACUGGGCCUUUGCUCAGAGAGAGUUGCUAGAGAAACAGGGUAUUGACAUGAAACAAGAAAUGGACCAGAGACUUCAGGAGCUGGAGGACCAGUACCGCAAAGAGAGGGAGGAGGCCAAUAAUCUUCUGGAGCAACAGAGACUAGAUUAUGAAAGCAAGUUGGAGGCCUUGCAGAAGCAGGUUGAUCGUUAUUAUCCUGAAGCAGCAGAGGAAGAGGAUGAACCUGAGGAGGAAGUGCAAUGGACUGAGAGGGAGACCGAGCUGGCGAUGUGGGCUUUCAGAAAGUGGAGGUGUUACCAGUUUACCUCUCUCAGAGACCUUCUCUGGGGCAAUGCCAUCUUCCUCAAAGAGGCCAAUGCAAUUAGUGUGGAGCUCAAGAAGAAGGUGCAGUUUCAGUUUGUGUUGCUGACUGACACGCUGUACUCUCCACUUCCUCCUGACUUACUGCCUUCUGAUGUGAGUAAAGGGCGUGAGAAAAGCCCAUUUCCCCGCACCAUCGUGGCUGUGGAGGUGCAGGACCAGAAAAAUGGAGCUACACAUUACUGGACCCUGGAGAAGCUCAGGCAGCGUUUGGACCUGAUGAGGGAGAUGUAUGACCGAGCUGCAGAGGUUCCCAGUGGUGCCGCAGAGGAGUGUGACAAUGUGCUGACGGGAGGAGACCCUUUCUACGAUCGUUUCCCUUGGUUCCGCCUGGUUGGAAGGGCCUUUGUGUAUCUAAGCAAUCUGCUGUAUCCUGUGCCCCUGGUACAUCGGGUAGCUAUUGUCAGCGAGAAGGGAGAGGUCAAGGGUUUUCUGCGUGUAGCAGUGCAGGCAAUAUCAGCUGAUGAGGAGGCACCCGACUAUGGCUCAGGUGUGAGGCAGUCUGGAACGGCCAAGAUCUCCUUCGAGGACCAGCAGUUUGAGAAGUUCCAAUCAGAGUCCUGCCCAGCUGGUCUCUCCCGCACUGGACUUUCCCAGGAGGAACUGCGAAUCGUGGAGGGUGAGGGACAGAAUGCAGAGAUGGUGCCAUCUGCUGAUGAGGUCAACAACAACACUUGCGCAGCUGACCCAGAAGAUCUGGACAGCACCAUGAAAGAUGGUGUUCUGGAUGGCGCUUUGGACCACCUGAAGAUUGGAGAGCUCUUUACAUUCAGAGUCACCGUGCUCCAGGCAUCCAGCAUCUCCGCCGAGUAUGCAGACAUCUUCUGCCAGUUUAAUUUCAUCCACCGGCAUGACGAGGCAUUUUCCACAGAGCCACUGAAAAACACUGGACGAGGUCCACCCCUGGGCUUCUAUCAUGUGCAGAAUAUUGCGGUGGAGGUCACUAAGUCUUUUGUGGAGUACAUAAAGACCCAGCCUAUCGUGUUUGAAGUGUUUGGUCACUAUCAGAAACAGCCCUUCCCUCCACUGUGCAAGGACCUAAUCAGCCCAUUGCGUCCAUGUAGAAGACAGUUCCCAAGAGUCAUGCCUCUGUCCAAACCAGUACCUGCUACUAAGCUGACGACCCUUACACGACCCACAGCUGGACCCUGCCACUGUAAAUAUGACCUAAUGGUAUUCUUUGAGAUCUGUGAGCUGGAGGCCAAUGGAGACUACAUUCCUGCUGUAGUAGACCACAGAGGUGGAAUGCCCUGUCAUGGCACCUUCCUGUUACACCAGGGAAUUCAGAGACGAGUGACAGUGACUAUAGUGCAUGAGACAGGGGGUGACGUUAAUUGGAAAGAGGUUCGUGAGCUGGUUGUAGGCCGCAUUCGAAACACACCAGAAGCAGAUGAGACCAUCAUCGACCCCAACAUUCUGUCCCUCAACAUCCUGUCUGCUGGAUACAUCCAGCCAACUCAAGAUGACAGGACAUUCUACCGCUUUGAAGCUGCCUGGGAUUCAUCCAUGCACAACUCGCUCCUGCUGAACCGAGUGACUCCAUAUGGAGAGAAAAUCUAUAUGACUUUGUCUGCUUACCUGGAGAUGGAGAACUGCACACAGCCUACAAUUAUAACCAAAGACUUCUGCAUGGUGUUUUAUUCCCGAGAUGCCAAGCUCUCAGCCUCACGCUCUAUCAGAAACCUGUUCAGCGGUGGGAGUCUGAGGCCAUCCGAAGGAAACCGAAUUACUGGAGUGUAUGAGCUCAGUCUGUGCCACCUGGCAGAUGCAGGCAGCCCAGGGAUGCAGCGGAGGCGCAGGCGGGUGUUAGAUACAUCCGUGGCAUAUGUACGAGGGGAGGAGAAUUUGGCUGGAUGGAGGCCCCGCAGUGACAGCCUCAUCCUGGACCAUCAGUGGGAGCUGGAGAAGCUCAGUCUCCUGCAGGAGGUGGAGAAAACCAGGCACUACCUCCUCCUGAAGGAGAAGCUGGAGUCCACCCUGCUGUUGGGCCAGGAGGUGCCGCUGUCCUGUGUGUGUGAAGAUCUGACCGAGUCCUCCUCCCCCUCCAAACACCCGGGGCAGGGUUAUGACCCUGAUGCUGACCCUGGGCAUGAAAUAACCAAUGAGAGGCAGCGCAAACUUGCCGCCAAGUGUUUGCGUUUGCUUACCCACACAUUCAACAGAGACUACAGCCAUGUGUGUGUGAGUGCCAGUGAGAGCAAGCUAAGCGAGAUGUCUGUAACACUGAUAAGAGAUUCCACCUCUAUCUCUGACAUCAACACACUCACACCCUCCUCCACCUGUCCCUCGCUGGUGGAGGGACGCUACAGCAGCAACACUGAGCUCAGACCCCCGACACCUCGCUCCCGUGCUGUGAGCCCCAACCGAGGCUCAAUAUCUGAUGGCGAGGGCAAGAAAUCUCCCAACGGAGCUCCAGAGUCCAAAUCAAGGACCCACACAUUUGUCCCUGACAUUCAGGAAAUCCGUGUCAGCCCAAUAGUAUCGAAAAAGGGCUAUCUGCACUUCUUGGAGCCGCAUACUAAUGGCUGGGUGAAACGCUAUGUGGUGGUGCGCCGGCCGUACGUCUACAUCUACAAUUCAGAGAGAGACACAGUGGAGAGAGCCAUCCUCAACCUGUCUUCUGCACAAGUGGAGUACAGUGAGGACCAGCAGGCCAUGCUGAAGACGCCCUACACAUUUGCCGUGUGCACAGAGCAUCGUGGGAUACUCCUGCAAGCCAGUAAUGACAAAGAGAUGCAUGACUGGCUGUAUGCAUUUAACCCUCUCCUUGCUGGCUCCAUCAGGUCCAAACUCUCUAGAAGAAGAGCAGCACAGAUGAGGCUUUGA